Messenger RNA from Saxophila tyrrhenica, 3288 nucleotides. RefSeq lists its product as uncharacterized. Gene Ontology annotation, molecular function: DNA-binding transcription factor activity, RNA polymerase II-specific; DNA binding; zinc ion binding. Gene Ontology annotation, cellular component: nucleus. Bases 1 to 3288 code for a protein of 1095 amino acids. Lineage: Eukaryota; Fungi; Ascomycota; Dothideomycetes; Mycosphaerellales; Extremaceae. Gene Ontology annotation, biological process: regulation of DNA-templated transcription; DNA-templated transcription. The transcript has a single exon. The record is from RefSeq and is a predicted model, not a curated record.
AUGAGCGCGGCGCCUCCAGGUGUUGGCUUCGACGCGAGCAGUCAGUCUGGCAGCGACUUCGGCUUUGGAACGCCUCAGAGCAUGAGCAUCGACACCAUGAUGCAGGGCAGUGAUAUGCCGACAAGUCGACCACCGCCUGUGAAUGCGCCAGGCGGCAUAGGGGCUUUUGGUGCUGCUUACGAUCCUUCCCUCGUUGGCCCACCAGGGACGCAGAACGGUCAUCACCAGCAUCGAGGCUCAAUGUCGAGCUUCCAAGACGGGACGUCACCUGUACUUGGUCAUCAACACCGACUCAGCAUCAACAGUAAUGGUCCGUUCCCGGCGCAAGACAGACACUACAGCUUCGGUGGCUCGGAUACCACCAGUCCUGGAGGCCAGCGAGGGCAUGGGAGCAUUGGAGAUAACUCUCGAGCUAACAACAGCAACGACACGGUAGACUCGCAGAAUGCGGACAAAGACGAAAACAACAAGAACGGCGACAAUUCGAACAACCCACCACCUGCCUGGAGCGAGCUGAAGACGAAGGCUGGCAAAGAGCGGAAACGUUUACCUCUCGCUUGCAUAGCAUGCAGGCGGAAGAAGAUUCGAUGUUCUGGCGAGAAGCCUGCCUGCAAGCACUGCUUGAGAUCGCGGAUACCCUGCGUCUACAAGGUCACGACACGAAAAGCCGCGCCUCGAACAGACUAUAUGGCUAUGUUGGACAAGCGACUGAAGAGGAUGGAAGAGCGAGUCAUCAAAAUCGUACCGAAGGAAGAGCAAGGCAUAGUCAGCAGCACCGGCAGAGCGGUCGUCAAACCACCUCUCCCACCACCGCCUCCAAGAUCAGCUGGAGGAUCCAAGAAGCGUGCCGCAGAAGCCGCAUUUGGUGAUGAGCUGGACGAGUGGGCCAAUGCGAAAGCUCCUGUAGUCGAGGCGAAAGAUGGGAUUGUUGAGGAAGGCGAGAAAGAGCCGUUGAAGAAGCAGGCGUCAGAAGAGCACAAUCUGCUGCAAGAGGGUGCGGAUAAACUGCCGCCCAAGGCAAUACAAGAGCAUCUGGCGGAGGUCUUCUUCGAUGCUGUCUACUGCCAGAGCUAUCCCUUGUUACACAAACCGAGUUUCAUGCGGAAGUUGGCGCAUGGAACGGUGCCGCCAGUCUUGACACUCGCGGUCUGCGCUAUAUCUGCUCGCUUUUCGAAUCAUCCGGAAGUGCGCACGGAGCCUGCAUUUCUGCGAGGUGAGGUAUGGGCGAGCGCUGCGCGAGAUAUUGCGCUGCGACGGUAUGACACGCCGAACAUCACAAUUCUGAUCGUCUAUCUCAUCCUUGGACUACACGAGUUCGGCACAUGUCAGGGCGGCAGAAGUUGGAUGUUUGGUGGCAUGGCGCAGCGUAUGGCGUACGCACUGCAACUGCACAAGGACCUCGACCACGAUCCGCGAUCGCAGGAGUCUGACGAGAAGAACGAGCUUACAUUCACCGAUCGAGAGAUCCGGCGGCGGACGAUGUGGUCGUGCUUCUUGAUGGAUCGAUUCAACUCGAGCGGCACAGACCGACCGCUGUUUGUUGGCGAACAGUACAUUCGUGCUCAGCUUCCCAUCAAAGACUCCUACUUCCAGAUGGACAUUACUGGACCGACAGAGGAUCUGGAUGGCAACGUUCCGAACCCGGUGGAGCCCGGUUCAGGUCAAAUGUCCAACGCUCAAGAGAACAUGGGAGUAACAGCCUACCUGAUCCGACUGGUGAGCAUCUGGGGCAAGCUCGUCGCUUACCUGAAUCUCGGCGGCAAAGACAGAGACGGGCAUCCAAUGUGGGCAGAGGAGUCAACCUUCCACGACAUCAAACGCGCAGUGAAAGCGUGGAAAGAAGCUUUGCCAGACGGGAUGCAGUACAACGCGGAGAACUUGCAGAACCAUGCCAGUGAGAAAGCGGCGAACCAGUUCAUCUUCUUGCACAUUGUAUACAACCAGGUCCUCCUCUUCAUGAACCGCUUCGCUUUGCCAAUUCCUGGAUCUCGACCGACGUUUCCCAAGGACAUGCCUGAAAGCUUUAUUUCGGAAGCUUCGAGGGCGGCGCAUGAGGCUGCGAACCAGAUCUCGAAUCUUGUGAAUGAAGGGAUGGACCAUCAUGUCGUGGCGCCGUUUGCAGGCUACUCUGCGUUCUUCUCCAGCACUGUACACAUCUACGGCGCUUUCUCGAAGAAUCCCAGCCUGGAAGCAUCGAGCAAGCAGAAUCUGGCUUGGAACGUGAAAUACUUGACGAAGCUGAAAAAGUACUGGGGCAUGUUCCACUUCGUCACUGAGAACCUUCGUGACCUGUAUCGGCGACACGCGGAUGCAGCGCGAUCAGGAAGUAAAAGCAAAGAGGGCGAUCAGGCAAUCUUCCAAUACGGCGACUGGUUUGAUCGAUAUCCGCACGGCGUCAGCGGGACAGACUAUGAAGAGCCGAGCGCUGAGAUCAAGAAGGAACCUGGCGCUGAUGCUGUGCUCGGCCAGAAGAGCGAUCUACAGAGCGUAGAAGAGUUUUUCUCGAAACUCAGCCCACCCAGUCGCGCAGCUGUCAAUCAAGAGAAGCAACCGCAACACCGCAAGAUGGCCAAGAGACGGCACUCGAAGACCCAAAGCAAGCAAUCGAACACCGCCAAUACCCAGCACUCCCAGCAACAACCCCAGCAACAGUCCGAAGACCUCCCUCAAGACCGCCGACCAUCCGUAGACGAACUCAUGUCCCAGCAAGCCUACCACCAACAACCCGACCUCUCCGCCCUCUCCCAGCAACAACAACAACACUCCACGGCCUUCCCACCGGGCUUCCAACCGCCCCACAACCCGCUCCUCCUUACCCCGCCCCAGCAGCAAAUGAUGUCCCAGCUCGACCGCCAAAUGGUCCUCAACUCCUACGCCGGCAUCAACCCGCCCUCGUCCGCCACGCACCCGGGCUUCAACACCCUCGCCGCCAACAACAAUCCAAAUCCCAUGCUCGACCCGUCCCUCGACCCGUUUGACUUCCACAGCAUGUCUAAUGGGAACGGGAACGGGAGCGGGAAUAUGUGGGGCGACCCGUCGAGCGCGUGGUUCAUGCCUUUCAACAUGGAUCCGCCGGCCAUUGGGGAGGAUAGCGGGUGGUUUAAUGGGGGGUUUGACUGGUCUGGGUUUGGAGGGGGGUUAGAUUUCGGGGUGCAGGGGACGGGGUUGACGCCGAGGCCGGAGUUGGAUGUUGAGACGGUGGGGCAGGAGGGGUUGGGCGGGAGUAGUGGGGUAGGGGAGGAGCAGGCUGCUGGUGGGGGAAGUGGGGGUGGGAUGGGCGAGAUGUAG